Molecule: messenger RNA, 992 nt
Organism: Raphanus sativus (radish)
Lineage: Eukaryota; Viridiplantae; Streptophyta; Magnoliopsida; Brassicales; Brassicaceae
Exons: 4
Coding region: 1-408 (135 amino acids)
Source: RefSeq, a predicted model, not a curated record
AUGGAUUCGAUAAGCGAGGAUCUCACGUCUCCAGUUCCAGAAAUAGGAGGUAAAACUCUCCUUAAUCACAAUGUAUCUGGAAAAUUUUCUAAGGUUAAAAAGAAAUCGUUUUCUCUCUUUCUCUCGUGCUCGACGACUCAGACCAAAAAAAUCUCUCCUUUGCAUAGAUUUGCUCUUCGUUUCCCCUCUUUGAUUCCGUUCAACGAUCAAGCUAGAGAGUCAGUCAUCAUCAAGGUUGGAGAAAUCAUCUCUCGUUUUGAGAAGAAGGGUUUUAAACUGAUUGGACUUAAGAUGUUCCAGUGUCCACGGCAGAGGGGAGUUUUACAAAGUGAAGAUAGGAACGGUGGUGGCAUAGAAGGAGACAGAACCGGAGAAGCAAGAGGCAAAACAGAGAGUAGAGGAAGAUAGGAAGCCUCAGAUUGAAGCAGCGAUAGUGAGGAUCAUGAAGUCGAGAAAGAUACUGGACCACAACAACAUAAUAGCAGAAGUGACGAAACAGUUUCAGCCACGGUUCUUGGCUAACCCGACGGAGAUAAAGAAGAGGAACAUCAUAAUCUGAGUUGACCAAAGCUAGACUCGCGCUUUGGGAAAAAUACUAAAGUUGAUUCAGCUUGGACUUAUCAUCUUUGGGAAAGAUACUAAAGUUGAUUCGCCGGUGGAGUCGCUGCAUUUGCUGUCCCCUUUGUUCUGUCUCAGGUUAGACUCUUCUUCAUGUCCCCUUUGUUCGCUGAAUUAGACUCUUCUUCUCUGAUGAUUAUAAAAGAUUCCAAGUUUAAAGCUUUUGUCAACUUGAGGUAGAGAAUCAUAGAGGUGACAGUGAACUCUGAGUUUUGUUUAGUCUCCUUUGGUAUGCCUAUGGUUUAGUCAUCCAUCACAUGGUAAGCACCAGUCAUCCAAGCAUUGUAUAUAGACAGAGCUCUUUUUGGUCUUCCCAUAAGAACCUGGUUUCUUCUUUUUCUUUAUAUAGACUUGAACACUUGGUGAUAUACGUU